Chara braunii is the source of this 2645-nucleotide messenger RNA. Lineage: Eukaryota; Viridiplantae; Streptophyta; Charophyceae; Charales; Characeae. The record is from the annotation of a GenBank genome assembly.
AUGGGCUACUACAGGAGCGCCAAAAUUCAUCUGACUAGAAACGUUUCUAGUCUUUUWUAGUUUCCGCGGCCGAUAGCUGGGCCAACUAUUGGUGGUGCAAUGGUCAUCCAGCCUUAUGGAGAACUACGAAUUGAGAAGGGCCAAGGGGUCCAUUUCAGAAUAUAUUUCUGGACAGGUUGAAGCCGUGACGUUAGACAACCAGUCACUACCGGGUGUGCUUUGGCGUUUGCAACGCCUUGGUGAGGUUCUUGUGCGAUAAGCGACUUUCUGUGCGCAGUGUCGUUUGUUUUGCGUGAUGGGGGUGUGGAUUUACCAUUGGUUUAGUGAUUUGAAAUGGUUUCUCCCCCUGAUGAACUGUAACAGCAGUCGAGGAUUUUCUGUCCAUAACAAGUGGCGAUCUACAGUGUAGUGAAGGUGGCGAUCUACAGUGUUGACAGCAACAGCGGUGGCGAUCGACAUUGUUGACAGCAACAGCGGUGGCGUAACCUUCGGAUGCGUGGAGCGGACAUGGAAGUGGUGAAAGCUGAAGAGACUGCAUGGACGGCUCAGUAGGGGAGUCUGAUAGAAACUUGCUCGCGGCAUCUGGUAGAUACACUUUCUGGCUGCAGCUCUCUGUGGUGUCCUUUGCAUUGUUCUUGUGCAUUGUCUGGCAUGUUUGUGGUAUGCGUGUAUAUGGACCCUUUGGUUUGCCGGCGAGAGCCUCUUGGUACGGCAGGAGGAUGCAAGGAUGUGGAUGCACAAGCGCCUUCAAGAGGUAACUUUGGGAUGCCUGGAGCAGACGUUCAAGAGAUGAAAGUUGCUGGUACUUCCUUUUGGUCACGGCUCUGCAACGCCUUGGUUUACGGGCGAGAGCCUCUUGGUGCGGCAGGAGAGUGCAAGGAUGUGGAUGCACAAGCGCCUUCAAGAGGUAACUUUGGGAUGCUUGCAGCAGACGUGCAAGAGAUGAAAGGUGAUGGUAUUUCCCUUUGGUCAUUACUCUCUUCGGUGGGAUUGUGAUAGAUAUUUAUCAUCCCUCAGCGCAGGCAUUGAUGGACGUGUGAGUACCGUUUGCCAUGUGGUAUGGUUUAGCAUACCGUGGGCCGUCUCUGUGUUAGUUCCUGCGGUAGUUGCUCACCUCUGGUGGUUUCUUCUGCCCAUGGUAUGGCAGAGAAGCUAUAAUCUGGAGAGCGUAAGGGUGCCGAUCUGCGGCGUUGACAGUAACUGCCGUGGUAUAACCUUGGGAUGCUUGGAGCAGGCGCGAAGGUGGUGAAAAGUUGAAGACACUGCAUGCACGGGUYAGUAAGGGACUCUGAUAGAAACUUGCUCUCGACAUCAGGUGGCUCCACUGUCUGGCUGCAGCUCUCUGUGGUGUCCUUUGCAUUGUUCUUGUGCAUCAUGAGGCAUGUUUGUGGUAUGCGUGUAUGUGGCCCUGUAGGUUUGCCGGCGAGAGCAUGUCUUGGCAUGGCAGGAGGACGCAAGGAUGUGGAUCCACACCUUUUYGAGCGCCCACGAGAGGUAACCUUGGGAUACUUGGAGCAGAUGUGCAAGAGAUGAGAGAUGAUGGCACUUUCCUUUGGCUUACGGUGAGAUUCUGUGAUCAGCGUGGGGAGAUUCGUGAUAGUUGCUCAUCAUCCCUCAGCACAGGCAUUGAUAAAUGUGUGAGUCGCAUCUGACAAUCCCGAAAGGCUCCUGCCUGUUGCGUUUUUUUCAUCGUUAGUAAGACGAGUGGUGUGGUUUGUGACGUGCAAGUGUGCAUCCAUCACCAUACCUUGAUUGCUCUCCCGUUUCAUAUCGUCUGACAUGCCCGAAAGGCACAUGCCUGUCGUUUUUGUUACUCGUUAAUCAGACAAGUGUGGUUUCUGACGUGCAAGUGUGCGUCCACGACUUGAAAUUGAUUGCACACCAGGGUCGAAUCCUCGUUAGUCAGACUAGUGUGGAUGCUGCUGACGUGCAAGCGUUCAUCCACUAUUUACCUUGAUUUCAAUGGUAGUCAGACCAGUGUGGUUCCUGACGGGCAAGUGUGUGCAUCCACGACUUUACCUUGAUUGGGCGCCUGGCUUGAUCCCUCCUUAGUCAGACAAGUGUGGUUUCUGACGUGGGAGUGUGCAUUCACGACUUUGCCUUGAUUGCACACCUGGCUCGAACCCACUGUGUGAAGAGCGAAGGACUCGCUUGCUCCGUGCCCCACACACCUGGGUAGAUGGGUUUGCACUUGACGGGGUGUUGGAGGCCUCCUUGUGGGGACGCAUCAAUCACUGACUAGAGCCCUCGAUGGGUUUCUUGUCGCUUUCUCGACUGUCACAUGCCUGCAGCCAUCCAGGCAGCCAUGCAGUAGUGAUGUUGAAUGGGGCUGUCCACCUGUCGUUGUUUCUUGUGUUUUCCUCUGCAGAUGUGGGCAGGGAUGGUGUGGACCAUAAAACCAGGGAUKKUKUUGAACGUAAACCACGGAGGGUUGCAUGUUGGCAGGUGUGUGGAAAAGUCUUACCCGCUCCUCUGAUCGCCUUUGCGUAGUGUGGGCGCGGUUCUUUGCCCCCUGUUGGGCCAACUUUUUGUUUUCUCCCUGAAUUAUGGUCGCAGGCAUUUUCAUGAGCAAGGAGUUUGCAAAUGUCGGGAGAUUAUGGUCGAUUCGAAGGAUGAAUGCGUUGUAAUGAACCGCGGAAAGUGUU